AUGUCGCCCAUGGUGGACGAGACUGCGGGGGAUCUCCCAGUACGGGACGUUGGUCUGUCAAUGCCAGGUUUGUUUCCACUCGUCUAAAAUGCCGUAUGUGAUUCGGUGAAGCCGUGGAAGAAGCAUCACAUCAUGAUUACAAAAGAUCCGCAGCGGCUAUUUCGUCUCCCCAGAGAGCAACUGGAGGAUCUUUGCCUUAACAUCCAAGAAGAAAACGUUGUGCUGAGAAAGCACACACGAGCGCAGGAGCAGAAGAUGCGCAGGAUGUCCACCAGACUGAUGCGUCUCCGUCAGGCGGGGCCCGGCUCCGGCGGCGCCAAGGAGAAGGACAUGGAGGACACGCUGCAGGGGUUGGAAAGUCGCGUGGACACGCUGGAGAGCCAGAAAGUGAUAUUGCAAAAUAAACUCAGUUUGGCCAAGCAGCACAUUCUGGACUUGCGGGGUCGCACGCCUUACAGGGUCAGCAAAGCUGCAAAAUGUACAGAUGUGGAUGGCGGAGUCGGAAGGGCGGCUCACACAGCCCCGCCCCGAUAUUGUCCCCCGAUGGAAGACACCAGAGGAGACAUGGACAAAUUUAGUGUGAGCGAGCAGAUGAAGAUGAUGGAGCUCGAGGUGAGCGCCCGGACCCUUCGCGACACACUCCGAGUUAAAGAGAAAGAGAUGGAGGGAACCGUCAGGGAAAUAAAGAGGCAACAGGCGGAAAGGCACAGGAUCAACAUCAGAGAGAACGUUGACGUCAUCUGUCUGCAAAAGGAGCUUUCUGAGAAGAGCGCCACCCUGAGGGUCACGCAGGAGAAGAUCGCUGAUCUGCAACAGGCCUAUGAGAAGCAACUGGAGGAGAGUCAGAAGUCCCUCCGUGAAAGUCAGACUCUUCUUCUGGAGAAAGUGGAAGAACUGAGUGAAGAGCUGAAGCAGGAGCGUCACAGAGCGCUGAGACUGGAGGCUGAGCUGACGACCGCCAGCCUGUCUCUUCAGAACCUGGACAAGCUUCAAGAGCAUCUUGCAGACCUAGAAGGAGAGAAGGAUCGGAUAAAAGAAAACUACGACUCCCUACUGGAGAGAACUUUAUCGACCUACAACAGCCACGUGGACACACGCAUGGAGGUAGACGUGCAGACCGAAGAACCGGAGGAGCACGUCGGCAGGAUGGACAUCCAGAUCCUGGUGGCAACGCUGCAAACUGAGAAGGAGGAGAAAGGCCUAUUGCAGUCAGAGGUGGGGAAGCUCAAUCAAGAGAAGGAGAUGCUGGAGAGCCAACGUGACGCCAAAGUAAAACAUCUGGAGGAGGAGAUUCUUCAGUACAAGGAGGAGAUAUCCCGCCUGCGGAGCAGACUGGACUCGGUCACCAAGGAGUUCGACAUGAGCGUUGAAGACCUGAGCGAAACGCUUUUACAAAUCAAGGCCUUCAGGAUGCAGCAGGAGAGCAGGGAGGGUUUACGUUUCCUGCGGCCCGACAACGGGAAGGAGGAACCCCAGCCGCCCGACGUCCAAGCGUCGCACGCCGACACCGUGCUGGAGUUGCAGAAAGCCAGGAGCCUCCUUCUGCUGGAGCACCGCAUCAGUAAAGACCUUCAGGAGGAGCUUCACACGGUCAAGGAAAUGCUGGAGAUGGAGAGGAGCAAGCUGAGGACGGCCAUGGCAGAGAAAGACAAAGUUUUAUCCAAACGAGCUCUUCAGAUCAGGACAUUACAAGGCCAGUUGAAAGCCCUUGCGUACGCUGCCAAGAGUCAAAAAGGGACCGUGCCGCUGCAGUACACGUUGCCCGCCGGAAACCAGGAAGUAGUCCAGACCGUCCAGGAAGACAUUCCCUGCGCUCCUUUGAGGCUCGGAGAGUCCUUAUUGGAACUCCACCUUAAGGCGGCCACCUUCACCCCAGAAGGUCUUCGGCACAUGGGCGACCUUCAAGCGGACACGGUGACCUUCUGCACCUACGGCCUUUUGGACUUUGAAGUUCACUCCACGCCGUUGGUAGCGGGCGGCCAGCCCACUUACGGCUUCACCUCCCAGUACGCUUUGACGCCCCGAGAUCUGCUGAAGCUGCGGAGCCAGGGCGCCAGGGUCCGAGUGGAGGUCCACCAGGCCAUAGGAGGUGUCCGCUUUGUCACGCACGGGAGCGGACACUUGUCCCUCCUGGGGGCCAUGCAGAGGAGAGGGGAGCGCGACAAUGGCCGUGUCAACAUCACAGGCUCUGAGGGGGAAGUCGUCGGUGUUGUGGAUUUCUGGGCCCGUUUGUUCCCCCCCGCGGAGCCCACGGAGGACGUGUCGCUGAAAGACGGUGCCGGGAUCACAGCCACGCAGACAGUACCAACUCACACCACCUUGGGCUGGCGAGAAGACGGCCACGCAGUAAAUCAGAAUGUUAACCUUUGAAUAGAAAUUUUUAAAAAAGUCUCAUUUGUGACUCGUUGGCAGGACUUGUACGACUACGGCGGCGGGAUCCCUAACGAGCUGCUGCUGCUCCUGGACCGUUGCGAGGGUCUCAGCGGGCGAUGGCCCGGACUAGUUCCAGACGCAUACCUGACCUACAGGCUAUACGACCUGCCGCCUCACGUGUCCAAAACGAUCGCGGCCACCGCAGACCCGGUAUUCCGCGACAGCGCUAGCUACCCGCUAGCAGUCACAACAGAUGUGCUGCGCUACCUGCGGUCGAACAGUCUUUGGGUGUAUGUGUUUGAUGGGAGCGAUGAGCAGAUUCCACCGGCCUACUUGGCGAAAACACCCAUCCCGCUGAGAGCGCUGGCGACGGGCAAGGAGAUCACAGGCGACUACGUGCUACGUGAUCCCGCCGGCGGUCCGCGGGGUACGGUCCGGGUUCUAAUGAAGUGGAAAUAUCCCUUUCAACCUCCGGGGGAUGCCAUCGGAGGCAGCGAGCGGUGGCGGGAAGAAGGGCAAGGGUCACAGCGGCCCAUAGCCAAGCCCAGAGUCAAGACGCAGCAAUUUGGGCCAGCAGAGCCCAAAACAAGACAGAGGAGGACAAAAGCUUGUCCCGCGCCCGAGGACGUAAAACCAGUCGGAACCAAGCGACCGGACGAGAGGUCACCCGUCCUACGUGACAUUGCGCUGACCGCGUCUCCCGAUUCACCGCCGACAAUAUGUCCAGAAACAUCUUCCAGAGAGUCGCCGCUAAGAAAAAGCUCUGCCAGUGAAGGUGGUACUCUGAAUAUUCCCUCUGUGGAUGUGGUGUCAGUGGAUGAAGUGGAGGAGCUGGAGGAAGAGAAAAAUGAGGAGAGGAGCGAGAGUGAAUCUUCGCAUACCUCAACCAGCGACCUUCUGAUCGUGCCAUCCAAACCAAAGAAAAGACGGGGUAACAAACUGAGAGUGGAGAUCUUGUCCUUGACCUUUGAACCCUCUUCGCACGUGGCGCUGGACGAUUCGGUGCAGCGCGUCUACGUGGAAUACCGGCUGCUGGGCGUCCCCAUGGAGACCACCGAGACGCCCGUGUCCCUCCGCAAGCCCAGGGCGGGGGAGGAGAUUCACUAUAACUUCACUCGAGUCAUCUACGUGGACGGUUCCAUGUCUUCUCCACUCAGACGGUCUCUGUACACCAUGUUGGAGGGCAACGACCCCAAGAAGCGGCGGUUAAAGUUCACAGUCGUCAGCGAGCCGAUGGACGAGGAGGAGGAAUGCGUGGAUGUCGGUUACGCUUUUUUGGAUCUGCAGGAGCUGCUGCUGACGGGGAGUGACGUCAUUGAACGGCAAAUUGACAUUGUGCGUGUGGAUGAAGAGCAGGAGGUGAUUGGAUUCUUAAAAGUGUCGCUGGAGGCCGCCAAAACCCUGAGCGGUAUUUAUGAAGAGUUUCACCAGCCAGAAGAUACUGAGGAAGUCAGCGAGCAUGAAGAAGAGCAGAAGGAGAAAAAUAACAUUAAAGUGAUAGAAGAAGAUGACAGUGAUUUUUAAAAACAACAACAUUUCAGAUUAUUUUUAAACCCUGUGUGUGCCAUUUUUAUUCUUGGUGGUUAGUGUACAUGAGACUGAACGAU
Syngnathus typhle (broad-nosed pipefish) is the source of this 3980-nucleotide messenger RNA. It is a transcript of the gene rpgrip1, whose product is annotated as RPGR interacting protein 1. Gene Ontology annotation, cellular component: photoreceptor connecting cilium. The transcript is spliced from 29 exons. The record is from RefSeq and is a predicted model, not a curated record. Lineage: Eukaryota; Metazoa; Chordata; Actinopteri; Syngnathiformes; Syngnathidae. Gene Ontology annotation, biological process: non-motile cilium assembly; retinal rod cell development.